AUGGAUGGAAUUAGUCUACAGAUUGAAAUGAUACUUAAUCACUGUAUUCCAACCAGCUCAGAUAUUGAUGAAUGCCAAGAAGAUAAAGCAGUCUGUGGUAACUACUCGGCCUGCACCAAUACAAUUGGAAGUUACUACUGUACUUGUCUCCUGGGAUACAGGUCUCGGUCAGCAGUACAGAACUUCACAGAUGUAAGCUCUUCUGGUUGCAUUGAUAUAAAUGAGUGCUUAGAAGAUAACACUAUCUGCGGUAAUCACUCCAACUGCAACAAUACAAUUGGAAGCUACAACUGUAAGUGCCAUGAAGGAUAUAGGCCUCUGUUGACAGCAGAUGACUUCACUGAUAUGGAUUCCUUGGCUUGCAGUGGUGUGUCCUGCCAAUGCUGUCUUGAAUCACAGGAUCCAGGUAAUCGACAGUGUUCCUAUGGAAACCUUCAAUUAAGCAAUGAAACUCAGACUCCUUUCUGUGGUUGUAUUCUGAAAGUUUUGGAAUUUAUUGCCAACAUGAACACGGAGUCUACACAUUUGCUUUAG
Messenger RNA from Protopterus annectens (West African lungfish), 534 nucleotides. RefSeq names its product adhesion G protein-coupled receptor E1-like. Lineage: Eukaryota; Metazoa; Chordata; Ceratodontiformes; Protopteridae. The transcript has 5 exons. The record is from RefSeq and is a predicted model, not a curated record. Gene Ontology annotation, molecular function: calcium ion binding. The coding region runs from base 1 to 534 and encodes 177 amino acids.